AUGGAUAAUAUCUUGAGAUUGACGUUGAACCAAGAAAAUCAAUAUCUUUUCACACUUCAAUGCUAUUUAAUUGAUGAGAAGUCUGCUUAUUUUCAAUUCUAUUUAUGCUUGAGAACUCACAUGAAGGGAUCAUCAAUAUAUGUAGCGGAAACAUUUAAUAUAAAUUGCUCUGGAUUAUUUAAAUCUUGUUGUGUUGGCAAAAAUAAAAAAUGGAAUACUGAAGAAUCUUUUGAAAGUUUAAAUGAGGUUUUGCUGGUCAAGAAGGUUUGA
Messenger RNA from Clunio marinus, 270 nucleotides. The record is from the annotation of a GenBank genome assembly. Lineage: Eukaryota; Metazoa; Arthropoda; Insecta; Diptera; Chironomidae.